GGAAAAGCCCCUUUGCGGACUUCGCAGACAAGCUUCACUCAUUCAUUCACCCACGAACUCGAGUAGUUUCCUUCAUUCACUCUUUAUACGUCAUUAUUUACUUUACGUACUGUCGCUCUUUGGCCCUAGGCAACCUUUUUCUUCCCACCCAUCGUACCGCCGAGUCGACAUAUACGCGACUCAUACUCGACCGUUUCCUUAAUCCGUGAUACGAAACAACAGAAACAUAUCAAUCAGAACAUCUGUCAAUAUGUUCGGAAAAGCGAAUUUUUUGCUGGCGUUUGUGGCAGUAGCGAAGUUGGUGGUUGCAACGCCGCCAGCUUGUCUGUUGGGUGCUAUCAACACCUACUCGACCCCUUCUGACAUCUCAGCUGUGUGCAAAAGCAAGGACAUCACCGGCACGAUUGCGAAGUUCUGUGGAAAUGACACCAAGGAUGCAUUGAGCGCGUUUGCUGAUGUCUGCAAUAAGGCUGGCGUGAAAGUUUCAACCGAUAUCCCCACGACCGCAACCGGCUCCGUCAAGCCCUCGGGCACCGGCAACGCCUCCUCCAUCAUCGUGUACACCACCACGUCCUUCGACUCAUCCUGCUCCUGUACCAAGACCGCCGCCAUCACCUCCCAAGUCGCUGUUGGCCCUACCAUUGGUCUCGCCACCACCACGGGCUCUGGUUCGCCGUCUGGCACUGGAACGGCUGGUGCGCCGCAGGGUACGGGUGCGGCCGGUAAGACGAGGAUCAGUGCUGCCGCGCUGUUGGCAGGGUUGGGCGUUAUGGCUGCCGCUUUGUAGGCGGGAAAAUAACGUUAUCGUGAGGCGGGCUUGCAAGGGGGACUGGGUACCUGAAAUGGUAGAUAGAGCGAGGCGACCAUUUUGGGGAAGAUGUGGGGAGAUGUUAGUGGAUGGUGAUGAUUGUACAAAGUGGAUUUUUUCCCAUCUCCAUCGAUUCAAGACAUUCUACACGGGGUCAAUUACAACAAAGAGAUACUGGAUUUUAAUUGGUCUGAUCCUUCUUGGAUUCCCCUGGAUACUUCGCCGAGCGAUCAUUCGGGCGUGGGGCGAUUUAGGAUGUGAAAUAUAAUGGGUAUGGUGUCAAAAUUGAACAUAACUUUCUCCUUUAUCAGACAUGUGGACAAAAUCAACUAAUUCGCUGAC
Lindgomyces ingoldianus is the source of this 1150-nucleotide messenger RNA. RefSeq lists its product as uncharacterized. Lineage: Eukaryota; Fungi; Ascomycota; Dothideomycetes; Pleosporales; Lindgomycetaceae. The coding region runs from base 251 to 787 and encodes 178 amino acids. The transcript is spliced from 3 exons. The record is from RefSeq and is a predicted model, not a curated record.